AUGCCGACUUCUCCAGUGAAAACCCGCAUUCCUCUGACAAGCUUUGGACAUCUUGUGACAGAGGUGAAGAGGCAGCUGUUUGGCAUAGAGCCCCCUGCGUCGCUGGAGUUCACUGGCUGGAGGAAGUACUUUAAUAGCUAUACACCACAGGGACGACGGAAUUGCGUCUUGGCUACGUAUAGCAUCCUGGUUGCCACAGCAGCGGUCUUCAUGAUGCAAAAGCAAAAUAGACAGGGAAAAAUUUCCUCGAGCCCCACUGUCUGA
Knipowitschia caucasica is the source of this 264-nucleotide messenger RNA. The record is from the annotation of a GenBank genome assembly. NCBI's taxonomy places the organism in Eukaryota, Metazoa, Chordata, Actinopteri, Gobiiformes, Gobiidae.